Molecule: messenger RNA, 3844 nt
Organism: Mercenaria mercenaria
Lineage: Eukaryota; Metazoa; Mollusca; Bivalvia; Venerida; Veneridae
Product: toll-like receptor 4
Exons: 1
Coding region: 212-2953 (913 amino acids)
Biological process (GO): toll-like receptor signaling pathway; inflammatory response; immune response
Cellular component (GO): membrane
Molecular function (GO): protein binding; transmembrane signaling receptor activity
Source: RefSeq, a predicted model, not a curated record
UUUUAACGUUGUAAAUGAAUUAAUUCUCAUACAUACUCUUCCAUAAACACGUGUGCCAUUUUUCCGCAUCAUGAUUCUAAUUUAUGAUUAAUUUCCUUUACGUUUAUGGGAAGAUAUUGAAACGUUUUACUCUGGAUAUUGUGUAUAUAUUACGAGCUAUUUAACUGAAUCUUAUGUCGACGAGUGAUUUACUUGGUAUCUCACAGAGAAAAUGAGGAAUUUAUCGACUUUUGCAUGCAUAUGGUUUAUGAUAUGUUACUGUAGAAACGUAUCUGUUGCAAUGGAUAAAAUGCAACACUUUACUUCUGAACGAAAAGAAACUGUAAGUGAUACAGAUAAUGCUGCAGAUGUGUAUGAACAAUUUGAAAAAUGCAAAUGGUUCAAGGCAUGCAUAUGUCGUGAUGAGAGCUAUUACACAAACUCCACAUAUAUGUUAAUGGUUAAUUGCACCCAAGCUGGGCUGAAAGACGUACCACAGAAUAUUCCGAAUACCACGACAGUACUGACAUUAGACAACAACAACAUAACAGACAUUAAGCCAGGAGCUUUCAAGGAAUUAACAGAUCUAAAAUAUCUUGACAUUUCCAAUAACAACCUAAAACAGCUGAGACACGGUGUGUUUGAAGGACUUAAAAACCUGCAUACCCUUGAAUUAAGUGGAAAUAAAAUUCGUUACAACAGCAAAGCAAUACCAGCGCACGUGUUCAAACCUCUAGAGAAACUCGGGCGUUUAAAUCUCCACCAGAACUUAGAUGGUAUUUCUAGCGACGAGAAAUACCCUGCCACUUCAAUAGCAAACCUUAACCAAUUACAUCAACUUUUGAUCGAUGGAUUACAAGCUGAAGAUUUCGGAUAUACAUUUGCUACUAUGACCAAUUUAACAACACUGGAACUGAGUAGCAGCUGUGGCAGAUGCAAUUUUAGCACAGUUAAUGUAGACAUGUUUAGAAAUUUGAAAAGAAUUACCAGUUUGAAAUUAAGCAAUUGCAACAUAAAGCAUGUUGAAUCUGGCAGUUUUUCUGAACUCAAGAAUUUGAAAAAUCUUGACCUGUCUUACAACGAACAACUGCAUUUUAGAUAUUUGCCUAAUAUAACAAUCGGCUUGCAAACGCAACAUCUGAAAGAGCUAAAACUGUCAAAAAUACAUGAAACAUUUGGCGACUGUACACGGCUUGAAAAGGAACAUUUGAUAUAUCUGAAACACAUGGACAUUGAUGACCUGUUUCUUGAUGCAAACAGGCUUGCAUACAUCACCGAGGAGGCGGUUGAUUUCAUUCCUCGGAAAAUACAGAAGUUGUCACUGACAAACAACAUGCUACUUGCUGGUGAAUACGUACAUAGAGUAUUUGACGGUGCUGUGUUUGAAAAUUUAAAUCACCUCACAUUAGCUGAACAAACUAUGAACUAUGACCCAAUGGCAUUUUUCAACAACAAAACAAAAGAAAUGUUGCAGUCGGUUUACAAUAGAACCGCGGAAAAUUACCUAGCUAAACAGCAUUAUCUAGAGCAAAAUACAAGUAUGAACAUAAAUGUUCACAUACUACCAAACACGCUAUGUGCAAAUUGUCAGGGCAAAGGUUUAAACAACGAUAUCAUAUUGCAUUUCCCACAGUCGCUUAAAGAUGUAGAUUUCAGCGGAUUACGAAUCAGAAAUACAUUAAAAAAUAUUUGCAUAUGUGAACCAAACUCACUCCUCAGAAUGAAUUUAGAAAGAAACAUCUUUUGGAGCUGGCAGGGCCCUAUUACUGGCCUAUCUAAACUGUUAGACCUAAAUCUUGCUUGGAAUUCAUGUGAUACAUUGUCAUUUGAUGUAUUUGAUGGAUUCACAAGUUUAAUAAAAUUAAACUUGAGCAGAAAUUUUAUUGAACGGUUUUUACGAAAAGACACCGAAGGGCGAAUUUUCCGAGAGUUAAAGAGUCUUCGAUUUUUGGUAUUAGCUGACAUUAAACUUCGAUAUCUUCCACAAAAAAUAUUCAGUGGUCUGAGAUCUAUACAGCGAAUAGAUCUCUCUGACAAUUUUCUAACUCAAAUUGACUUAACAUUUGACCACACAGUUCCGUUACAGGAACUAAAUCUAAGCCAUAAUCUACUGAACAAGAUCGGCAAAAAUAUCAUGGAUAUAUUAGAUGCUGUUGCAAACCUAAAGCCUAUAUAUUACUAUAGUUAUAUUGACCUGUCGGGCAACAAUCUUUCAUGUACCUGCAAAGACAGAAAUUUUGUUGAUUGGGUUUCAGUCACAACGGUACGCUUCAUACAGUUGGAUGAUUAUAUGUGUAAGUAUGAAAAUGGUAUCUCAACGAAGUUAAAGUUUGCAGAAGAAAUAAGCAAGCGGCUGAAGAAGGACUGUGCGGAUUAUACUGUGCUAACAAUAUGUGCAAGUUUGGGAUUUGUAUUAUUCCUUGCUAUCAUUAUUCUAUGUAUAAUAUACCGAUAUAGAUGGGAUCUGCGGUACUUUUACUAUUCAAUGAAAUUACGGAUGAACAGAAAAGGACUUCUUCUUCACCCGGAUGACGACGACGGCGAAUUCACGCAUGACGUUUUUAUUUCAUACGCAAACGAAAAUGGAACAUUCAUUAAAAAUGAUUUAAUUCCCGAGCUCGAAGACAAACGACAAUUACGGCUUUUAGUUCACGAUCGAGAUUUCGAGUUAGGAGAAUUUGUAAGUGAUAAUAUUGUUCGAGCAAUAAGCACUUCCCGCAAGACGCUUAUUACUAUGAGUCGGCAUUUCCUGGCAAGUGAUUGGUGUAUUUUUGAGAUGAAUAUGGCGAGGAUGGAAGCAAUUAAAACUGGACGAAAUGUCUUAUGUCUAAUCAUGUUAGAAGAAGUUCCCAUGGAAGGUCUUCCUUUGGAAAUCCUGGAUAUAAUAAGGCAUCAAACGUACCUUGAGCUUCCGUCAGAUAUAGAUCACAGAGAGUUAUUUUGGGAAAGAGUUCACAAUGCUUUGAUGAAUUGAAUAUUUUCAUUCGCCGUCUUCUAAAACCUCAUUGAAACAAUCGUAGUCAGAUAUUUUCAUUUACAUAAUCUUAUUCAUACUGUAUAGUAAAUCAAAUCUAUAAGAAAGCGGCCAAGCAAAAUAGUAGAAACGUCGGUGAUGAUCGGGAGUGUUAAACAUUUCAUUACUAAACUGAGUUUUAAAAGGUUACAUCAUUAUGCUUCUAAACGUUCUUUUUAUAGAUUUUAUUCAUUGGAUAUGUUUGUAUGAGGCACUGGCUUGUACAAUAGUUCUCACGUCUCGUUCACGUGGCACCGGCUGACAGAACUAUAUUAUCCAAACAAAUAAAUGGACUCCAUACAAACAGACAGUAAAUGUUUAGUCACAUGCCAGACAAAAAGUAGAAAAGUGGACUAAUUCACAUAUAACAGAGGUAUUAUAACCGACUCUGGUGGAAUGAUCGCUUGCGCCAGGUGUGAUCCGGCCUGGCAAAAGAGAACCGAAUGUACCAUUGCAGAUCAAUGUACUGUUUUGAUGACGCUUUUAUGUAUGCAUAUACCUAUUUUAAUGUUUAUCAGCCGCAAUUGACAACAAUUUUAGUAAGAUAAGACUGAAAACUUGUUACAAACGGUGAACAUUUUUACACAUGGAACGUUGAAACGCCAUCAUUUCGUCAUUUCUUACGUCAUAUAUUAGACUUCGCAGCUAAAGCAAUAUCUCAUAUUUGAAUAUUUUCCAUAACACAGGCUUUUGCGUUUGUUAGCAAGAUGUAUUCUGUAUUUCAGACAGAAAAUUCCUAGUUAUGUAAUAAAUAUUCAAUUUGGUAAUUGUGCUAUACAGAUGUUUGUAAUGUAAAGAUGUUUGUAGGUACAGAUAUUUGUGUUUUAUAGAUAAUUAUAGUGUUGUACAGAU